Seminavis robusta is the source of this 1671-nucleotide messenger RNA. The record is from the annotation of a GenBank genome assembly. NCBI's taxonomy places the organism in Eukaryota, Bacillariophyta, Bacillariophyceae, Naviculales, Naviculaceae.
AUGGCUUCAACAACUCAUGUGGCCGCCAGCAGCACCACAUUCUUGGGUAGCCGACCAGUCACCGGUGGAAUCAACACUGUGACACAACGACAAUUGGUCCAUGACGUCAAGGUGCCACAAAACAGGUUCAACGAUGGAUGUGGAGGGCAUGUCUGGGCCAUUGGAGAUCUUGCCAAUUCCACCAAUCUUAUUUCCGGCACUCCGGCGUCUGCGGAGCAUCUCGAAGUCUUUGACGAUGUGGCUCUGUCUAUUGUCUACUUUGACCUGAAUCCCUGUGGAGUCCACCCAUGGCAUAUUCAUCAAAACAUGGAUGAGUAUGUCUUUGUUGCAAGAGGCUCAGGAAUUGUUUCCAUCAUGAGUCCCUAUGAUCAGUCCAUUGAAAUGCUGGCGGUAUCAGAGAACGACCUUGUGACGUUGCCAGAGUCGUACCUGCAUCAAUUUGAAGCCAGCAGUGAAGGAUUGGAACUUGUUGCAUUUGGCAGUGUCAAUGAAGCCCACCUAGCACUGCUUCCUCUUUACAUGGCCAUGCAACCAGAGCCUGUCCAACAAGCCGUGAAUGUACAGGUCAUGCCCAGUGGUACUGGUACCGGCCUUCCGAAUUUCUUCUCGCAAUCCUAUCCCUGGACAAACAACAUGGAGAAUGGUCCUGGUGCCGCCUUUGUGUGUGCCAACAUCACAGAGGAUCCAACAAAUUGCCCCCUGCGACCAGAGACUCCAGGACAGUACUGCACCCGCGACUCUCAAACUGGCAAUCAACAAUGCACUGUCUAUGAUGGCUCCAAUGACAAGUAUUAUCCUCCCUUUCAAAGUGUAGCAUCCUGUGCAUCGCCUGAUCCCACCACUACAGGAUGCACUUGUCAAUUUGAUGGAGCCGUCUGUCAGUUGCAGCCUGCUCGGGCCACUGUGACGGACAUGCUGUAUGCUCGAUUGCAAUUGGAACAGGGUGCCAUGAUCGGUCCCGCUCUUCAGGCGCGAGGUGGCAUUGGCGGCUAUGUCACCAAAGGACGUAUCUGGGUCAUGUUCUUGAGCCCCAACUUUGGCUAUGCCAGUCAGUUUGUGGCAUCUCAAGGACAGUCCUUUUACAUUCCUCCCGAUGUUUUUGUCAACAUUUUGGGUAUGGACCAGGACAAUGCUGCCGUCAUGGGCGUUUCCCGCAAAAAGGACAAGUUGCAAAAUGAAGUGGGUAUCUUUGUUCCUGUUGGACCUGCCUUGAAUGUUGUGCCUGCGAACGUCCUGCACGGAUAUUUUGGGUGGGACGAUGCGACUGCAGCAUCCUUUGCUGCAUCUGCCUCCACCACUUCCAUUGGGAACAAGUCAAUGGUUCCGGAACUCAUAUCCUGGGUGGAACAACUCACACCGGAUCAGGUUCUCUGUCCUGCCACCAAUGAGUUUUGUACCGGCACAGAACCCAUGCCAGAUACUACACUUGUCUAUGACAAUGUUCCAGGCACAGCUUCACAUACAAUCAAUGCUGAAUUAUUGAAGGAAGAAGCCGACAAUAUGAGCUCUGGAGAAAAGAUAGCCAUUGCUGCCCUUGUAAUUGCCACGGUUGACUUUUUCUUGCUCUUGUUGGUCCUGCUCCGAGGCAAGAAACAAGAAGCCCCUGGAGGUUCACCUGAAGAUGUUAGUGGCAUGACCUCACCUGAAGAUGUUAGUGCCAUGAAGGUUUGA